AUGCAGUGUCAGGGGCAGGAGAUGUUGGUGCUGCUGCAGGAACAGAAGCCACUAGCAGCUGUCGAGGACCUGGCUGGAGACCAGGUCCCGCCAGACAGCAGCAGCAAAACCAUCACCAGCAUCGCGAACACCAGCAGCAGCAGCCGCAGCAGUAGCACCCGCCGCCGCCGCAGCAGCAGCAGCAGUCCCAGCCGCAGCCGCCGCAGCAGCAGCAACAGCAGCAACAGCAGCAACAGCAGCAACAGCAGCAACAGCAGCAACAGCAGCAACAGCAGCAACAGCAGCAACAGCAGCAGCAGCAGCAGCAGCAGCAGCACCAGCAACCCAGCCACAGCUGUGCGCACCGAGCCACCUGUUGUGGUCGCGGCUGGUGCUGCCUCCCUGCAGCAGCUGCGCUCCGCUGCCGCCGACCUGGGCGAUGCGCGACACCACGUGGACCGGCUGGCGGGUCUGCUGCAUGAGGCGCACGCCACCCUUGGCGUGCUGCGUGGCGGUGAUGGCACCAGCGGCGGCGUUGGCGUCGCCACUGCGGAGACCGGUGCAACGGCUUGGGGCACCCUGGAACGGCAGCUUGUGGAUGUGCUGUCAGAGGUGCUGAGGGACGUCGAGGGGGAGCUGCGCGGGGUGGGUUCGAGGCUGCACGCGACGCACAACGACGUCAACGAGGCGCUGCCUGGCCUCUCGGCUGCUGUCUAUGGCAACGAGCCAGCCAACACUAGCAAUGGCGAUGAAACAGCUUCUUGGGAGCAUACUGACUAA
Messenger RNA from Monoraphidium neglectum, 759 nucleotides. RefSeq lists its product as hypothetical. NCBI's taxonomy places the organism in Eukaryota, Viridiplantae, Chlorophyta, Chlorophyceae, Sphaeropleales, Selenastraceae. Bases 1 to 759 code for a protein of 252 amino acids. The record is from RefSeq and is a predicted model, not a curated record. The transcript has a single exon.